Molecule: messenger RNA, 6697 nt
Organism: Anas platyrhynchos (mallard)
Lineage: Eukaryota; Metazoa; Chordata; Aves; Anseriformes; Anatidae
Gene: RASGRF2
Product: Ras protein specific guanine nucleotide releasing factor 2
Biological process (GO): Ras protein signal transduction
Cellular component (GO): plasma membrane
Molecular function (GO): guanyl-nucleotide exchange factor activity
Source: RefSeq, a predicted model, not a curated record
CCCCUCCCCGGGACUCCCCCCACCGCCACCACCGCCACCACCGCCACCUCUCCACACGUGACGGAGCGGCCCCGAAGGGGGCACCCCCCUCCCUUUUCUCUCUCUCCCCCCGUCCCCCCCCUUCCCCUACCCUCCGCCGCCCGGCCCCGACGCCGGGGCGGAGCUCGGGGUGCGGGGCUCGGGGCUCGGGGGGCCGGGGAGCGCCCGUGGGUGCCCGUCCGAUGCCGGGCGGCUGCGGGGCACCAUGCAGAAGAGCGUGCGGUACAACGAGGGGCACGCCCUGUACCUGGCGCUGCUGGCCCGCAAGGAGGGCACCAAGCGCGGCUACCUGAGCAAGAAGGCGGCCGAGGCCAGCCGCUGGCACGACAAGUGGUUCGCCCUCUACCAGAACGUGCUCUUCUACUUCGAGAGCGAGCAGAGCGCCCGGCCCGCCGGCAUGUACAUGCUGGAGGGAUGCAGCUGCGAGCGGGCGCCCGUCCCCAAGGGAGCCGCCGCCGGCAGCGCCAGGGAGGCGGCGCUGGACAAGCAGUAUUACUUUACUGUUCUAUUUGGCCAUGAAGGGCAGAAGCCACUGGAGCUCCGUUGUGAGGAUGAAGUUGAUGGAGAUGAAUGGGUAGAAGCUAUUCACCAAGCUAGUUAUUCAGAUAUUCUGAUUGAAAGGGAGGUACUGAUGCAGAAGUACAUUCAUCUUGUGCAAAUUGUAGAGACUGAGAAAAUUGCAGCCAAUCAACUUCGACAUCAGCUUGAAGAUCAAGACACAGAAAUUGAAAGACUUAAAUCUGAGAUUAUAGCUCUCAAUAAAACAAAAGAAAGAAUGCGACCUUAUCAAGGCAACCAGGAAGAUGAGGAUCCAGAUAUUAAAAAAAUUAAAAAGGUUCAGAGCUUUAUGCGGGGCUGGCUAUGCAGAAGAAAAUGGAAGACUAUUGUCCAAGAUUAUAUUUGUUCUCCUCAUGCAGAAAGUAUGAGAAAAAGGAAUCAGAUUGUUUUUAACAUGGUUGAGGCUGAAUCUGAAUAUGUGCAUCAACUUUAUGUUCUUGUGAACUGUUUUCUGAGGCCCUUAAGAAUGGCUGCAAGUUCAAAGAAGCCACCUAUCAGUCACGAUGACGUCAGUAGUAUUUUCCUCAACAGUGAAACAAUCAUGUUUCUUCAUGAAAUAUUUCACCAAGGUUUAAAAGCAAGAAUAGCUAAUUGGCCUACCUUAAUUCUAGCUGACUUAUUUGACAUUCUGCUGCCAAUGCUGAACAUAUAUCAAGAAUUUGUUCGGAAUCAUCAAUAUAGUCUACAAGUACUGGCAAACUGUAAGCAAAACAGAGAUUUUGACAAACUCUUGAAGCAAUAUGAAGCCAACCCAGCAUGUGAGGGGCGAAUGCUGGAAACUUUCCUUACUUACCCCAUGUUUCAGAUCCCUAGAUAUAUUAUAACACUGCAUGAACUUCUGGCUCACACACCACAUGAACAUGUUGAACGAAAGAGCCUUGAAUUUGCUAAAUCUAAACUGGAAGAACUUUCAAGGGUGAUGCAUGAUGAAGUGAGUGACACAGAAAACAUCCGGAAGAAUCUAGCCAUAGAAAGAACAAUUGUAGAAGGCUGUGAUAUUUUACUAGAUACUAGCCAAACUUUUAUACGCCAAGGUUCCCUUAUUCAAGUCCCUUCAGUUGAGAGGGGAAAACUUAGUAAAGUUCGUCUGGGAUCAUUAUCUUUGAAAAAAGAAGGAGAAAGGCAGUGCUUCUUAUUUACAAAGCAUUUUUUAAUAUGUACAAGAAGUUCAGGAGGAAAACUGCAUCUGCUCAAGACAGGAGGUGUUCUGUCUUUAAUAGAGUGCACACUGGUUGAGGAGACAGAUGCAGCUGAUGAUGACUCAAAAAGUUCUGGACAGGUGUUUGGACACCUUGAUUUCAAGCUUGUAGUUGAACCUACGGAUGCUCCUUCUUUUACUGUUGUCCUCUUAGCCCCUUCACGUCAGGAGAAAGCUGCAUGGACAAGUGAUAUAAGUCAGUGCAUUGAUAACAUACGGUGCAAUGGUUUAAUGACCAUAGUUUUUGAAGAAAAUUCUAAAGUCACAGUGCCACAUAUGAUAAAGUCCGAUGCUCGUCUUCAUAGAGAUGACAUUGAUAUCUGCUUCAGCAAAACUCUGAAUUCCUGCAAAGUACCUCAAAUCCGUUAUGCAAGUGUUGAACGGCUUUUGGAGAGGCUAACAGACUUGCGAUUUCUAAGUAUUGAUUUCCUGAAUACUUUCCUACAUACUUACCGCAUAUUUACUACUGCAGCUGUUGUACUGGAAAAACUUUCAGACAUAUACAGACGGCCUUUCACUUCCAUUCCAGUCAGGUCUUUGGAGUUAUUUUUUGCUACCAAUCAAAAUAAUAGAGGAGAGUACCUAGCUGAUGGGAAGUCACCACAUCUCUGUCGCAAGUUUUCUUCUCCUCCUCCACUGUCACUUUCCAGAACUUCCUCACCUGUCAGAACUCGAAAAUUGUCAUUGACUUCACCACUGAAUUCGAGAAUUGGUGCCCUUGAUCUCACUACUUCAUCUGUGGCGAGCAGUCCUACCUCGACCUAUAGCCCGGCCACCUCUCCUCCACCAACAGGUAGCAAGGUACCUCUGGACCUUAGCAAAGGGCCCUCCUCUCCUGAGCAAAGCCCUGGCUCCAUAGAGGACAGCUUGGAGAAUCCUCGCAUUGACCUCUGUAACAAGCUGAGGAGAAGCAUUCGAAGAGCAGCAGUUCUAGAAUCUGUGUCAGUGGACAGGACUAUUCCUGAAAGCACCUCAGCAGUGGAUACUACAGAACUUUCCCCAUGUAGAUCCCCUUCAACUCCACGUCAUCUCCGCUAUCGUCAAUCAGGAGUACAAACUGCUGACAACAGUCACUGUGCCGUUUCUCCUGCUUCUGCUUUUGCUAUUGCCACAGCUGCAGCAGGGCAUGGGAGUCCACCAGGAUUUAACAAUUCUGAACGCAUGUGUGACAAAGAGUUCAUAAUACGCAGAGCAGCCACAAAUCGUGUCCUGAAUGUCUUGCGUCACUGGGUCUCCAAGCACUCUCAGGAUUUUGAGCUAAAUAAUGAACUGAAAAUGAAUGUGUUAAAUUUGCUGGAAGAAGUUUUAAGAGACCCCGACCUUCUACCACAAGAAAGGAAGGCUACUGCAAAUAUACUGAGGGCUCUUUCUCAGGAUGAUCAAGAUGAUAACCAUUUAAAAAUAGAGGAUAUAAUUCAAAUGUCAGAAUGCCCCAAACCAGAGUGCUUUGAGACUUUGUCAGCCAUGGAGCUUGCGGAGCAGAUAACUCUUCUAGACCACAUAGUUUUCAGAAGCAUACCCUAUGAAGAGUUUCUUGGGCAAGGCUGGAUGAAACUGGAUAAAAAUGAGAGAACACCCUAUAUUAUGAAAACUAGUCAACAUUUUAAUGAUAUGAGCAACCUUGUUGCUUCCCAAAUCAUGAAUUAUGCUGAUGUCAGCUCCCGGGCUAACUCAAUUGAAAAGUGGGUAGCAGUAGCUGACAUUUGUCGAUGUAUGCACAAUUAUAAUGGCGUAUUAGAAAUCACAUCAGCCUUGAACAGAAGUGCAAUCUACAGACUGAAGAAAACUUGGGCUAAAGUAUCCAAACAGGCAAAAGCCCUCAUGGACAAGCUUCAGAAGACUGUAUCAUCUGAAGGAAGAUUUAAAAAUCUUAGAGAAACACUCAAAAAUUGUAACCCACCUGCUGUUCCCUACCUUGGAAUGUACUUGACAGAUCUAGCAUUUAUUGAAGAAGGAACACCAAACUUCACUGAGGAAGGCCUCGUCAAUUUUUCCAAAAUGAGAAUGAUCUCGCAUAUUAUCAGGGAGAUACGCCAAUUCCAGCAGACCUCCUACCGCAUAGAGCAUCAGCAGAAGGUCACUCACUAUUUACUUGACAAGACACUCAUCAUAGAUGAAGAUACUUUGUAUGAGCUUUCCCUAAAGCUUGAACCCAGACUCCCUGCCUGAAGAUCCAGCUUUGCCUCAGAGUCUACAGAAAGCUUUAGUACAAUGAAAAAAAUUAUGCAUGCCAAAUCCUAAAGACAGCAAGGGAAAUAUUGAGAAGAAUGCAAGCUCUCUUUUCCAGUAAGAGAUACCGAACCUCACAGCAUUUCCCUCUCAGGCAACAAAAAUUUACUCUUGGACAUGGAAGACAAGGAUGCUUCAUAUCUGCAUUAAGUGAUUGCUACUUUGCAAAUAUAAUGUUUUGCAAUAGGGACUGUGCAUUUAGUUAAUGAGGCUUUCUUGUGAACUCACUGUACUCACUGUAGCCAUCUUAAUGUGACAGAUCAAGGAGACAGAUCUAAAUGAUGGUAAUAUACCCAGUUGAGAUACAUGAGCAAAAGGAAAUGGUUCUGAUGUGGUCUAGGUGGAUGGCUAACUAUGCGUUCACUGAGGCAGCAAUGGUACUGCCAUAUGGUGUCCUCAUAUGAUGUUAAAUUUAUUGAAAAUCAGGAUCUUAACAGUCAUCAAUGAGCCUGCAGUGACAUCAAGGUAGCAUCUAGUAUUUCUCUCCAGAUUUACAUUUCUAAAAGUUUAUUCAAUGCUACCCUUUAUAGAAUGUUACCUUCUUUAAAUGUCUUACCGGCCUUUUCUAAGGUGACUGAUUUUACACAUAAAUAAACUGUAAAUAUUUUUUCAUUAAUACUCAAUGAGAGUAUUUACAGCAUGAAAAAUAAAAUAGCUAGAUGAAUAGUUGUACGCAGUUGUCAGCCUUGCAAGCUUCAGGUGGGAAGUACAUGGUUAGGAGCUAUACCUAAGACUUGACAUCCAGUGAAUAGGAUGGCUAGUUGAGUUGCAACACAGUCCUGAAAAGGCACUUCAUUUUUCUGCACCUCCUGCAGAUUCCCUGACAAGACAGGCAACAGAGCACUUUCUGGACACACUGUGGAGAGAACUAUGUGUCUGGUCUGGCAACGGGUAGUGAUCAGCAAUGACCACUAGGAGUUAGAAUGAAUGUUUUGUUUUACAUGAAAUCAGUGAUUUUUUUUUUUUUUUUCCUUUCUUUUUUUUUUUUUUCAGUCAUUCAGUGCUGACUCAGCUCUAAAAUCAGUGGCAAACUUGGAAUGCCAGCAAAUACACACUAUACAUUUUCAUUUGAACUAGUGAUUAUCAUUUGCAUAUGGGCAUAUGUUUAAAGAAAAUGUGCUAAUUGUUACUGUUUCUAAGACCUAUGCUUUGUGACUUACCAGUAGAUAGAUUUAAUUUCUACAGCUAGUUGGUACUUCUUAAAUUUUUCUGAUCAUAAGUGGCCUGUUGUAGCUGCAUGGCAAGUGAGCUCAAAUGCAUGCUGUAAAGUACACCAUAAUAUAAAUGCAGAUACUAGCACUGUUGAAUAACUUGGCUGGAAUAGUGUCCUUACUUUUCCAAUGAUAUUCAGCCAGUUGAAGAAAUAGGGCUAUAUCACUGUAUACCUCCCUUAAAUUCUCUCAGGGAGACAGAAGUUUAAAAUAGAUUGUGACCUAGGCCUAUUUGAUCUGACAUUUUUUACCACAGUCAUGAUGCUUCUGAAAGCUGGCAAUGAAAAACAGAUCUGCCUGGCUUGUGGGUUUUGUCUUUAUUUGCACUUUAAUCAUAUUGUUAGCCCAGCCGAGAGCUGCACAAUAAAUUCCAUUCGUUCUCAGUGUAACUGCUAGCACUUAUAAAUGUACUUUAGCAACUGUACAUUUCAUUAAGGUUCUUCACCACAAGGACCAUCUCUUUGUAAAUAACUGCAUGAAUAAGCACCACAAAUACUGGAAAAUUCCUUAAUUAGAAAAGCAGACAGCAACAAAAAAGGAAAUUCCAGAAACAUUUUAAAUACUUCUGAUGAAUGACUGCUGUAGAAAUAAACACAGAAAACGUAUGGAAGCUUUUUAUUAUCAAAAAUGUGCUUGUUCUUUCAUUAAUGAGUGAUAGCAAGCUGAUUGCAUCCCAGUGCAUGAUAUGAAAGAAAAGCAUGGUUUAUUUGGACCACAAAACCAACAUAUUAUGUAUUUUCUGUUCAAAAAAAAACACAACACAAACAAACAUAUAUUAUAUGUCAGUUUCAUAAAAGACUUCAAAGUCAUGAAAAUAUGGGAGAAACGUGGUCCAAAAAGUGAUUUCUUAACUUGGUUUUAUUGUUUCUCUGUUAACACAGAAAAUGUGUAACAACUGUCAAUGUCAAUCGGGAUCUCUGUUGUAUGCUAUUAACUGCUGCUUUAUCUUCUUGUAUCCUGCUCUACCAAACUUCAUUGAUGUUUUUAGGUUUACAGGGUAUAGUUCUUCAUUUUACUCUGUUCAUGGUUUGUUAAUUUUUACUUUUUGUACAUAUAUCAGUUCUUCAGAGUUUAAGAGCAUUUAAUAUGUUUUAAUGCUUGCAAUACAAAGGGGUGGUGCUGUGCUAGUGCUACAGUACUCCAAAUGGACAUAUGCUAAGGUGAAGGAAUAGAGAUUUAUUUUUUUUCAAAGGUGCUGAGCAUCCUUAUAUUUAAAUCAGUAGUCAAUGUGUUCAGCUCCUCUGGAAAAGCAUAUACUAUUUAUAUGCCAAACAUUACCUCUUGGGUCAGUGGUGGACUUUAGAUUAGAAUCACUGGAGUGACUAAGGACUGGAUAUGUGUUCAGAACGAUAACAAAAAAGGUUAUUGUCACAGCAAUGUUUGAUUUGCUGAGAAGCAAUGUAUAAAUAUUUUUUGUACAUGGAUACAUUGUGUUCCUUAAAAUACAGGAACUGAGCAUACA